UGCUCUUGAAGGUAUUGCUGAAGUCACCAACACCAAUCACGACACAUCCCCCACCAUGACGUCGAAGACAACUGUUGGCCGCAAGAGGACGCGUUCUCUAGCGGGCUCCGAUUCGGCCGACACCAAGCUCACUGCUCCCAAAACCGCUCCCCCGAUCCGCGCGAUCCUCAUCCACCUGAGCGCCCUUUUGUCUUCCGAUGCAGCCAUUACGAGCACAUUGCGCAAGGCUCUCUCAGGGAUUCUUCCCAGGAGAGAUAUUCCAGAUAUGGCAGAUGAAGCAAUCCUCCGCGCCUUCAGCACUUCUUCGAACUUUUACACCAUUCUAAGGGAACUCAAUGUCCGUAAUCUCAGUGACGAUGAACGUAAGGACAUUGAGUCACGCUACUGUGUCGUCUACGAGAUGGAAGGAAUCCGGAAGCUUUGCUUAGACCCUCAUGCCAAUUCCUUUCUCGAAGAGGCCGCUCGCCAGCCGUACUUCCGACUCGCGACCACGUCAAGCAACCCCAUGCUGGCGGCCAACCUGGUAGAAAAGUUGGGAAUCAAGUCGCUGGAGGCGGUAAUCCCGACCAGCGAUUUAGACAGCAUCACAGACCCCUCCGAAGCCCGCAAAACCUUCCAUUCCAAAAUCUGGAAACGCCUCAUCGAGCCCUGGUUCAGCGACCCGAUCCGUCGCGGCGGCUGGGACUCCUCCUCCUGCUCCGAACUCGACGACUCCAGCAAGGACAUCGCUUCCAAGCUCACCACUACCACGACCGCCACCAGCAACGACGACAACCCCCAAGCCAAGAUCACCACCAUCACCACUUCCCAGACCGUCGACAUCCCCAAGCCGGACCUGACCGCCAACAACCCAAAUAACUACCGCGGCCCUGACCCGACCGCCGCACCGCUCCAGCCCUCUGAGGUCAUGGUCAUCUCCUGCACGCUGUACGACUUGAACAUUGCAAAGGCAGCCGGCAUGCAGACUUGCUGGGUGCGCAAGAUCAGGGGCGAGGAAGACAUCUUCCAGCAGCGUGCAGCCGGAAACCAUGACAUUAUCGUGAGCAAUCUGGACGAGGCCCGUCUCAAGCUGUUCGGUAGCGGUGAUAAUGAGGCAGGCAAUCCUGUAGUGGACGAUCAGGGCAAGGGACACGCAAAGGGUAAAGCAAAGGCAAAGAAGGAUGGGGUUAUGAAGAGCAUCUCCAAGGAGAGGCACACAGAUGAUGACCUGGUUAUGCAGGGCAUUGGCGAAGAACAAGCAAAGAAGCAGGCUGCGGAGGUCGGUAUGGGCGGGAAGAACGAGACCACGCAGGACAACGAUGGUGAAGAAAAAGACACUGCCGUUCGCGAGGUGGCCGAGGACAAGGAGGUCGUUCAGAUGGAGAUCUGUGAUGACUGAAACCGGUUGCUGAACUGUGCAUUAGGUCAUGCUCAACCGAGAUCUGGGAAGACCUGAGGAGAGACAGACUUUGGUGAGAAUCACUUUCCAGCAACUUCGGGUCUUUUGUUAUUAGCCCUUCGAUAGGUUCU
Parathielavia appendiculata is the source of this 1509-nucleotide messenger RNA. RefSeq lists its product as uncharacterized. Bases 56 to 1378 code for a protein of 440 amino acids. The record is from RefSeq and is a predicted model, not a curated record. NCBI's taxonomy places the organism in Eukaryota, Fungi, Ascomycota, Sordariomycetes, Sordariales, Chaetomiaceae. The transcript has 3 exons.